This is a messenger RNA of Nematolebias whitei (Rio pearlfish), 2677 nucleotides long. RefSeq names its product mitogen-activated protein kinase kinase kinase 14a (gene map3k14a). NCBI's taxonomy places the organism in Eukaryota, Metazoa, Chordata, Actinopteri, Cyprinodontiformes, Rivulidae. Gene Ontology annotation, molecular function: ATP binding; protein kinase activity. Bases 62 to 2656 code for a protein of 864 amino acids. The transcript is spliced from 16 exons. The record is from RefSeq and is a predicted model, not a curated record. Gene Ontology annotation, biological process: protein phosphorylation; positive regulation of canonical NF-kappaB signal transduction.
CAGGUUCCGUGAAGGCUGCCCGCGGCCGACGCCUAACGUGAGAGACGAUCCCUCAGAUGAAAUGGCGGUGAGGCAGAGGUUUUUCAACUCAACAGAGCCAUUUUCCGGCCUACCCAAAGCCGAGCUGAAGGGGUCAUACCCGUCCUGCUCCAGCACAGAGCAGGACAUAGAAGAGGAGGAAGAGGAGGGGAAGGACACCAAGACAUGCUCCCUUUCUGUCCCAGAGUGGGGAGUGUUUCCCCUUUUUACUAAACUCAUUACACGGGGAACUGCGGAACAAGUGGGAGAAUCACCAGUAAAGACCUCAACCAUCAUCGCUCAGGCUGAAUGUGAAACCCAGGACUCUCAGGAGUUUAGUCCGUCUUGCUUUAAACGCUCUUUUGUUCCCUCCCCAAAUUGCUUCACCAGCAGUCAUUCCUCGGAGCACAACAAUGUGGCGUGCCCGACCACGGCCUCCGUCCAUGAGCCGAGCAGCCGGUCAGUCAGUCACACGCAGAGAAGGAAGAACCGGAGGAAACAAAAGAGCACGGGGAAGAAAAAGCAGGAGAAGAAGAAGGAGACGCAGCGGCAGAGACACCGAACGCCGUCUGGAGUCCCCGAACAGGAGAGUGGGAGUUCUGUCAACCUGAUCCAGGAGGAGUCGUCUCUCGGAGGGAGCGACCUCAGCUCGUCCUGCUGCGGCAGCAUUGAAAGCCUGGUCGAGCAGGAUCGAGGACAUCCUUUCUACUCCACGUCGGUCUACGACACCAGUCCCAGCUGCUCGCCUCUGAACUGGCCCGGCCCGGCCCUGUGCCCCCUCUCCACCUUCCAGUCGUACGAGCAGGACACAAGCUCUGACUCCCUCAGCAGACUGGGAGACUGUUCCCUGGCCCUUGCUGGUCUCAGGGGCAGUGUCAGUCAGGGGGACCGCUGCUACGCAGGGCCCUUCUUCAAGGAUGUGGAAAGAGAUAUGAGUGAAAGUGAAGAUGAGCUCUCCUGUGAAGAUUCAGGGAACAAUGAAGGAAUCAUUUUUUACAAUGAAAACAUACAGCUCAUGGACUCUGAGUACAAAGAAGGGAGAGAAUUCAUCUUGUCCACUUUCAUCAAACAAGGUUCCUACGGUGAAGUAUACGGUGCUCAAGAUCUCAACACAGGAUACAAGUAUGCAGUCAAAAAGAUUGCCCUGAAGAGGUUCAGCAGUGAGGAGGUGGGUGCGUGGAGUACCCUCAGAUCUCCUCGAGUGGUGGAACUCUUUGGAGUAAUACGAAAUGGACCUUAUGUGCUCCUUUUGAUGGAGCAGAAAUAUGGCUCUUUGGGUCAGCUGAUAGCGCAGCGCGGCCGACUGCCAGAAGAUUUGAGUCUGCACUACUUCUCUCAAGUUCUAACAGCGCUGGAAUACUUGGGGAAGAAACACGUGGCGCAUUUAGAUAUUAAAGCUGACAACGUGCUGCUCUCAGAGGACGGGGGGGACACCUUCCUGUGUGACUUUGGACACGCAGAGAAACUCGAUAACCAGGGGCAGAGCCUCGGUGGGUCCAAAGAUCUAAAGGGCACAGAGACACACAUGGCCCCUGAGAUCGUAAAAGGGGAACCCCGCGGGGCCAAAGCAGAUGUGUGGAGCAGCUGCUGUAUGUUACUGCACAUGCUCAAUGGGUGUCAACCAUGGACGAGAUACUACACCUGCAUCCUCUACCUGAAGAUUGCAAACGACCCCCCUCCUCUCAGAGAGAUCCCACCUGACUGCAGCCCGUUAACAGCUGAGGUUUUAAACGCUGGAUUCCAGAAGGAUCCAGUUAAGAGAUCAGCAGUGACUCAACUCAAAGACAAAACGGACAGAGCUCUGAAAGAAGUUGGAGGACUGUGCAGUCCAGUGAAAGGCCCCUACACCGAGCCUCUGCGUGUCGUCACCAAACUGCCCGACUCCUCGCAGCGCAGUGACGUGGACCACAACCAGGACCACCUGGAGCCUGCUGACAAGGUGAUCGCAGCAGGAUUAAAGACGCAGAAACUGCCUUCUGGUCCACAAGCGCUGCUCUCUGAGCCAGCUCAGCAGUGGAGCAACAAGAUCACCACCGUGCCGGAGCUUGAGCUUCGUAAACUGGAGCGAGACUUCUACCUGAGCAGCCUGUCUCAGCUUCAUUCUGCUGAGGAGCAGGAGCAGCUCCUGUCUUGUAUCAACAGUGAUCCUUCCAACUGGGGGCCCAGGGAGAAGAAGGACUCUGGUCGCUGGUCCCUGAGCCCAGGAGAUGACUUCAGCUCUGGCUUCUUCUCCUACAGCAGUCAACCAGAUGUUCAGACCUUAGGUGUGGAUUUGCUGGGUCACACACCAGUUCCACCCCCUUGGUGUUUUGAAGGGGUGGACGUCUGCAUCAGGAACUUCAGCAGGAGAAGCAUUCGGAUCAGAGAGAAGCGUCGAGUGGCGGUUGGCCACAUCGCCACUGGGAUCAGCGAUCAGAUCUCUGAGCGGGUGUUCACUCUGGAGACGCUGCAGGGCCGGCAGGUCGCUCACGAUGAGGAGGUGCUCGAGUCCGGUCUGGAGCUCCACUGUGCUCCUGCUCCAGACUUCUGCCCCCGGUGGAAGUGGAGGGUCAGAGACGGAGCGCUGGAAAUAAGAAGCCCCAAAACGUUCCUGGAUAAAAUGUUACAGAUCAUUUCAAAACAGGCUCAAAGGAUUUAAACACGUCAAACUUUGUUUCUA